Molecule: messenger RNA, 741 nt
Organism: Plasmodium cynomolgi strain B
Lineage: Eukaryota; Apicomplexa; Aconoidasida; Haemosporida; Plasmodiidae
Exons: 2
Source: RefSeq, a predicted model, not a curated record
AUGGAUAUGCAAUCUAAUGACUUACAGAAUUAUCAUACAAUUUGUAGUAAUAUAACGUUAAAAAAAUUAGAUAAAGUGCCAAAUAAAAAAGCAAAUGGGGCGGUAAUAUUAAUGACACUAAUUUGUAAAAGGAUCCUAAGAUAUAUACAUAAUCAUUCAUUAUUGCAUAUUCCAAAUUCUGAAUACGAUGGGUGUAUUCUGUUAAAUUAUUGGGUAUACAGUAUAUUGGAUAGAACUUUUGGUUCUAAGAAUCCUAAUAAUGUUCUUCCAGUUUUUGCCAUACUAGCACAGAUAUGGAAUUAUAUUGUUGAUAAAUAUCGAGGUAAUCCUCAAUAUAUAAUAUGUGAGCCAGACCAGAAUACUAUUGCGAGAAGAGACUGGAAGCAAAGAAAAGAAUUGUACGAUAAUUAUGGUAAAUGUAUAUCUGAUGAAUACGCAUGUCCAGACGUCUUAAAAAAAUACGAGGAAAAAAAGAUUGUGUCUGAGAUAAAACAAUUACCAUGUUAUAGUACAAUUAAAGGUACAAGUGGUUCCACUUCAGGGGAUGAUUUAUCGCAUGAAACUGCAGGCCGCAUAGAAAUGCUUCCAGCAUCUGCAGUUGAUUUAGAAGACAUUGCAAGUUAUAUUGCAGAUGUUUCUGAUACCCAGUUAGAUAGUGGAAAUUCGGGAAUUGGAACAAAAGUUACUCAUUCAAUUUUUGGCGCAGCUCCAGUUUUAUUAACUGGCACUAUGUUAUAUAGA